Messenger RNA from Dinoponera quadriceps, 1155 nucleotides. Its product is annotated as odorant receptor 13a-like. Gene Ontology annotation, cellular component: plasma membrane. Gene Ontology annotation, molecular function: odorant binding; olfactory receptor activity. Gene Ontology annotation, biological process: detection of chemical stimulus involved in sensory perception of smell; sensory perception of smell. The record is from RefSeq and is a predicted model, not a curated record. The transcript is spliced from 6 exons. Bases 1 to 1155 code for a protein of 384 amino acids. NCBI's taxonomy places the organism in Eukaryota, Metazoa, Arthropoda, Insecta, Hymenoptera, Formicidae.
AUGACUCGCAGAAGUACAAUUAAUCGCACAUUGCAAUUAAUGCUCACCGUGUGCGGCGUAUGGCCGACCACGCCGGGCAUUGCGAUCUGCAGGGCGUAUUGGGUCAUCGCGUUAGGCAUAGACGAUGUCUGCCAUUACCGAUACUUACUGCUGCACCUGCACUCUAACGAUCUGUUCGACCUGAUAGACUGUUUCAGUAGCUUCCUCACGCAGGUGAAGUUCAGCACGAAAUUGGUUAUAUUUUGGUGGAACCAACGAAAAUUCAUGCGAAUGUUGACGAUAAUGGCGGAGGACUGGGACGAUUGCGCUAACAGCGCGAUCGACAUGCGUGAGACGACGAGUAAGGCGAAAUUGUCGUCCCGCAUCACCAACGCGAUGUUCACUCUUCACGUGCUGACCAUCGUGGCGUACAGCGCUGGCAUACUGCUGGCCGAUGUCGAUUUUACCGAUGAGCAGGCGGAAUUGCCGCUUCUCCUGAAAGUGAGCAUUCCUGUCGACAUAAGCACGAAGCGCACGUACAGACUGCUGUUGAGCGCGCAGUUCGUACACCUCAUCAUGUCCGGCUGCGGCACCGGAUUACUGAACUCGCUGCUUUUAGCCUUGACUCUGCACGUGGGCGGCCAAAUGGAUGUCCUACGCAGUUGGUUGGCCGAGCUCGUGCCCGAGCGGGAGAGACGCGAACCGAUCGUUAAUACGACGAACAAAAUCAUACGGAAACAUCAGAGAAUAAUCAACUUUUCGGGGUACAUCGAUGAUCUGUACACGUAUAUCGCGCUGGUGCAAUUCAUGUCCAACACCGUGCUGAUAUGCUCGUUGGCGUUCCUCAUCGUGACCGCGAUCGGCAGCCCCGAUGCGACGGAGCAAAUAGUGAGGUCUCUUUUAUUUUACACUGUGACGAAUCUGGAAGCGUUCAUAUUUUGCUUCGCCGGUGAAUAUCUGAAAAACAAGAGCAAAGCGAUCGGAACCGCGGCGUACAAUUGCGCAUGGUACGAAUUAAAACCUGAAAACAGCCGUCCUUUAAUAUUCGUAAUAUUAAGAGCACAGAAGCAAUUAACGCUCACAGUUGGGAAAAUAAUGGACCUCUCUUUAGAAUCUUUUACAAACAUCAUGAAAGCCUCGGGAUCGUAUUUGUCGGUCUUAUUGGCGAUGCAAUGA